AUGCCAAGCCCAAGUAAAAAGAGGAAACUCAACGACCAAUCCUCGUCCGGAGUACCGUCACGGGGACUGGAAUAUUUCUUCUCGAAGCAGAAGCAGAAUGGCACAUCGACAGCUAAGGCCACUCCGGAGUUGACUCCAGAGGUUGUAUCAAACGGGUCGGGGCUGGGAGAUCAGCAACCAGAGUUGACAGAUGAGGAACUUGCACGGAAGCUGCAAGCGGAAUGGGACGCCGAGGUACAAAACGAAAGGGCAGACUCAACGCCAUGCCCAGAGCCCGCAAAGGAGCCAAGUCCGCAGUCUCAAUCAGGCACGACAGUACAGUCAAGCGAAGGAAAGCCCGACGUUGGGAUCUCAUCGACAACUGUCGUGUUCCCGGAGGCGCCGAAGAAGAACACCUUGUCACUGUCUUCCGUGGCCAACGCUGAAGAUGCCAUUUCAACGACAAUUCCUCUGGAUCAAAGCCCGCUGACUUUUGAUCCGUCAGAAUUCGUUCCUCAGCUCAAGGCUCACUGGGCUGCGGAGGGUGGUCAUGCAUCCUACGCCUUUUUGACCCGAUGCUUCAUCCUGGUGAAUGCGACGCAAAGCCGCAUCAAAAUCGUGGAUACGCUGGUCAAUUGUAUCAGGGUUUUGAUCGAAGCCGAUCCCGAAAGCUUGCUGCCAGCUGUAUGGCUUGCGACCAAUGCCAUCUCGCCCCCUUACAUCUCCUUGGAGCUUGGCUUGGGAGGUUCGGCAAUCUCUAAGGCGCUCAAGCAAGUAUGUGGACUGGACAGUCGAGCUUUGAAGACAAUUUACGACAAGUAUGGCGAUGCGGGCGACGUUGCCUUUGAAGCGAAGAAGAAACAAAGUUUUACUUUGCGAAAGCCGAAGCCUCUUACGAUCAAGGCUGUCUAUCAAUCGCUAGUUAAAAUCGCCAACAGCCAAGGUCAAGGAAGUGGGGAGGCCAAGCAGAGGAUCGUUGAUCGACUUCUACAGGAUGCCCGGGGUGGCGAAGAGAGCAGGUACAUUGUACGGACGCUGUGCCAGCAUCUACGUAUUGGCGCUGUCAAAACCACUAUGCUGAUCGCUCUCUCUCGGGCCUUUCUACUCUCGAGACCCCCAGGGGCCGAGUUUCCUUUACGGUCAACGAAGGAUCUCCAGAGGUUGAAAAAGGAAGAACUUGCUGAAGUAUGGAGCAGGCCGGAAGAAAUCGUCAAAGCCUGCUUCGCGCGACGUCCCAACUACAACGACCUCGUGCCAGUCUUGUUGGAAAUCGGCGUUUGCGAUGAGCUGCUACUUCGUUGCGGCUUAACUCUCCACAUCCCUUUACGGCCCAUGUUGGGUAGCAUUACAAGGGAUCUCUCGGAGAUGCUUACCAAACUUCAAGGCAGGGACUUUGCCUGCGAGUUCAAGUAUGACGGCCAACGUGCCCAAAUUCAUUGCGACGAGAAGGGCAAGGUUACAAUCUUUUCACGCCACCUGGAACUCAUGACUGAUAAGUAUCCUGAUCUUGUUGCUUUGAUGCCUAAGAUCCGGGGUGAAGGCGUAGACAGUUUUAUUAUGGAAGGCGAGGUCGUCGCGGUGGACAGUGAGACGGGAGAGCUCAAGAACUUCCAAACCCUGAGCAACCGUGCGCGGAAAGAUGUUGCUAUCGGAAGCGUACAAGUCAAUGUGUGCAUGUUCGCCUUCGACCUCAUGUUUCUCAAUGGCCAGCCUCUAUUGGAUCGGCCAUUCCGAGAACGAAGGGAGCUUCUGCGGUCCAUGUUCAUUGAGGUUCCUCACCAGUUUACUUGGGUAAAGACCCUUGAUGCAACAUCACAAGACUCUGAUGCCGUCCUGGAGUUCUUCAAGGCGGCGAUCGACAUCAAGUGCGAGGGCAUCAUGGUCAAGAUCUUGGACAACCUUACCGAUGUCCCAUAUCAAGGCGACGAUUCUGGAGAGAUCGACGGAGAGGUCGUUGAAGAACCCCGCACACCUUCGAAAUCGAAAUCAAGGGCCAAGAAUGGCAAAGAUGAAGAUGGUGGUCCGAAGAAGAAGGGACGGCGAAAACCACUUUUAGCCACAUACGAACCUGAUAAACGUUUAGAUUCGUGGUUAAAGGUCAAGAAGGAUUAUAACGCGAGCUUCGAUACCCUGGACAUGAUCCCUGUUGCCGCAUGGCACGGACAGGGACGGAAGUCUAAGUGGUGGUCGCCUAUCCUCAUGGCCGUCCGCAACGAACACACCGGCUCCCUCGAGGUUGUGUGCAAAUGCAUGUCCGGGUUCACGGAUGCGUUCUACAAAGCGAACAGGGAGUUCUACGAAGAUGGCGAGUUGAGCGGCGGUGAAAGGAAGAACACGCGCACCCAAAAGCCGGCGUUCGUUGAGUACUGGGGGCCGGAGCCUGACGUGUGGUUCGAGCCGCAGGAAGUGUGGGAGAUGGCGUUUGCGGAUAUUACUUUGAGCCCAACAUACACUGCUGCGAUCGGCUUGGUCAGCGAGGAUCGCGGGCUGAGUCUGCGGUUCCCGCGGUUUCUGAAGAAGAGGGAGGAUAAGAGCAUGGAUGAAGCAAGCACAAAUGAGUUUCUCGCUGGGUUGUGGAGGAAGCAGGAGGCGAAAGCGCCAACCAAGGAUAGGCAAGGUGAAGAUGACGACCUUGAGGAAUGA
Colletotrichum spaethianum is the source of this 2622-nucleotide messenger RNA. Its product is annotated as DNA ligase 3. Gene Ontology annotation, biological process: double-strand break repair via alternative nonhomologous end joining; lagging strand elongation; mitochondrial DNA repair. Gene Ontology annotation, cellular component: DNA ligase III-XRCC1 complex. The record is from RefSeq and is a predicted model, not a curated record. The transcript is spliced from 2 exons. NCBI's taxonomy places the organism in Eukaryota, Fungi, Ascomycota, Sordariomycetes, Glomerellales, Glomerellaceae. Gene Ontology annotation, molecular function: ATP binding; DNA ligase (ATP) activity; DNA binding. The coding region runs from base 1 to 2622 and encodes 873 amino acids.